GGGAAGAGGAAUCUAGAUUGACUAGAUGAUAAGGAAAAUGUAUUCUCCCUUUUAAGAAACACGGUGCUGCCCCUCGUCUUCUUGCUUCCCAGACCCCCGAGUCACGGAGCUCCGUCCUUCAAUUCUCAGACUCGGCAGCCGAAGGGGCGGGACCGGGCCUGGGAUUGGCUGUUGUCGGCCGACCCCUUUCCCUGCUGUCCAGUUCCUCUCCUCGGCUGGCGCCUGCGCUGUGGGGUGGCUGUGGGGGGCGGGAAGCGCUACGGGGCAGUAGAGCCCAUGUCGGCCUUGAGGCGCUCGGGCUACGGCCCCAGUGACGGUCCUUCGUAUGGCCGCUUCUACGGGCCCGGGGGUGGAGAUGUGCCCAUGCACCCACCUCCGCCCUUGUAUACUCCUCGCCCUGAACCUCCCCAGCCUCCCAUUUCCUGGCGGGUGCGCGGGGGCGGCCCUGCUGAGACCACCUGGCCGGGAGAAGGCGGAGGAGGCGAUGGCUACUAUCCCUCUGCAGGCGCCUGGUCAGAAACGGGUCGAGCUGGAGGAAACCACCAGAGUUUGAAUUCUUAUACAAAUGGAGUAUAUGGCUCACCAUACCCCACCGGUCCUGCGACAAAUACUGCCUCAUACUCUGGGGCAUAUUACACACCGGGAUAUACUCAGACCAGUUACUCCCCAGAGAUUCCAAGCACUUAUCGUUCACCCGGCAACAGCCCAGCCCCAGUCUCUCGUUGGCUGUAUCCUCAGCAGGACUGCCAGACUGAAGCAGCCCCUCUUAGGGGGCAGGUUCCAGGAUAUCCUGCUUCACAGAACCCUGGAAUGACCCUGCCUCAUUAUCCUUACGGGGAUGGUAAUCGUAGUGUUCCACAACCAGGACCAACUGUACGACCACAAGAGGACUCAUGGGCUUCUCCUGGUGCUUAUGGAAUGGGAACCCGUUACCCCUGGCCUUCAGCUGCCCCCUCAGCACCACCUGGGAAUCUCUACAUGAGUGAGAGUACUUCACCAUGGCCUAGUAGCAGCUCUCCUCAGUCACCUCCUUCACCACCACCCCAUCAGCCCAAGGAUGCCUCAUACCCCUAUAGCCAAUCAGAUCAAGGCAUGAACCGGCACAACUUUCCUUGCAAUGUCCAUCAGUAUGAGUCCUCGGGAACAAUGAACAAUAAUAAUUCAGAUCUUUUGGAUUCUCAAGUCCAAUAUAGUGCUGAGCCUCAGCUGUAUGGUAAUGCCACCAACGAACACCCCAGCAAUCAAGAUCAAAGUGAUAAUCUUCCUGAAGAGUGUUUAUCUUCAGAUGAAGGUACUCCCCCAAGUAUUAAAAAAAUUAUACAUGUGCUGGAGAAGGUCCAGUAUCUUGAGCAAGAAGUAGAAGAGUUCAUAGGGAAAAAGACAGACAAAGCAUACUGGCUUCUGGAAGAAAUGCUAACCAAGGAACUUUUGGAACUGGAUUCAGUUGAAACUGGGGGCCAGGACUCUGUCCGGCAGGCCAGGAAAGAGGCUGUUUGUAAAAUCCAGGCCAUCCUGGAAAAACUGGAAAAAAAAGGAUUAUGAAGGAUUUAGAACAAAGGGGAAGCCUGUUACUAACUUGACCAAAGAACUCUUGAUUUUGGUUAAUUAACCCUCUUUUUGAAAUGCUUGUUGGUGACAAGAAGCAAUACAUUCCAACUUUCCUUUGAUUAAAACUUGAAAAACUGGUAAAGGACUUGAAAGAACAUUUUAGUUAUGAGUUGUUUUCAGUUUUCAGACCAAUGAAUGUAAUAGGAAACUGUGGAGUUACCGUUAUUGCCAAGUAGACUCACUCCUUAAGAAAUUUGUGGAUAUCUACAAGCUGCUUCUUAUCAGCAGGAGGGAAACACGCUUUAUGUAACAGGCUUAUCAAAAAUCUACCAGAUGAGACUGGAUAUAAUCUGAGGCAAACAGGCUCUGCUUUUUUAACCAUAUGGAUUACUUGUCACAUUUUUGUACAUUGUGACUGCUUUCAACGUACACUUCAUGUGUAAAUUACAGCUUGGACUUUAGCCUUCUUGGACCUCUGUUUUGUUUUGUUAUUUGCAGUUCACAAAUAUAGUAUUAUUCUUUA
Messenger RNA from Leptonychotes weddellii (Weddell seal), 2071 nucleotides. The record is from RefSeq and is a predicted model, not a curated record. NCBI's taxonomy places the organism in Eukaryota, Metazoa, Chordata, Mammalia, Carnivora, Phocidae.